Messenger RNA from Pseudonaja textilis, 1610 nucleotides. RefSeq lists its product as uncharacterized. Gene Ontology annotation, molecular function: DNA binding. Gene Ontology annotation, biological process: DNA integration; DNA recombination. The record is from RefSeq and is a predicted model, not a curated record. Lineage: Eukaryota; Metazoa; Chordata; Lepidosauria; Squamata; Elapidae.
CUUUGUCCUGUUUGUGAUCUGGUGGGGGUGUGAAGAUAGGGGCUUGGGACUAAAGCCAGAAGCUCUUUUAAUUUAUUUUCCGAUCGAUCCUCUACCGGUUUGCCUGGUCCUUAUUGACCUAGGGGACGCGCGUUUCUUAAAGAAUGCACUUUAUGCUUGUUUUCGUUUUUCUUUGUCCCCUUUUUCGGCUCCCAACCCAGGAAAUCGUUCGCCCUUUCGGUGUGAAAAGUCCCUUUUGGGGAGGUGGGAAGGGGCUACUGGAGGCCAAGCCCCUGGCAGCUUUUCACCCCGUCCUGUAGGCCGGUGGUCUAUCCAGGCUCUGCGGAUCCUUGAGCGAUCAGGGCACCCCAGGAUUUGGAAAAUAUACUAUGGUGGCUUGCUGCUGUUCAUCGCCUAUCGCGCGAUGGUCAGGUUCCCCUUGGUUUGGCCCAUCCCAGGACACCAGAUCCGAGGCUUCCUCCUCUCUCUGGAUUCGGAAGGUGUCUCUGCCCCCAGAAUCCUGACCUACCUCUCUGGCCUUUCCUACAUAUCCCACACUUUCAAUUUCCAGGAUCCGCUUCAGGACCUGUUCACUUCCCACAUGAUCAUCUGCAUGAAGUGGCAGCAAGAACCCCCGAUCCCGCUGAAUGUAGAGACCCUGGAAUCGGUGCUGGGAGCUCUCGAGAGCGUCUGCGACGACAUGUAUGAAUGCCUUAUGUUUCGGGCGGUGUUUCUGUUGUCUUUCCAUGCUGCGCUUCGCCCUAAAGAGAUUGUGGCCAAGGACUGCACCACUUUCCACCCGGAACUUCUUUGCCUGGAUGACAUUGAACUGGGGGAAGACUGUGUGGGCCUCCAUAUAACGGCUGCCGAGAUGGGUUCCGGCCGCUUCACCUACUGGUUGAGACCCUCUGAGCAACCAUGGCUUUGCCCUGUUCUGGCGCUCAAGAAUUACUUGGCAGUGAGGCCUCGUGGGGAAGGGCCUCUCUUCUUGUAUGGCAACUGGCGCCUACUGUGCAAGCGGCGAUUCUUGGAUGUGUUUCAUGGAGCUCUGAGGCGACUUAACCUCCCCACGGAACGUUAUCGCAUUCGCUCUUUUUGGCUGGGCUCGCUCACAAAUGCAGUCAGCUGUAAUUUCCCAGAGAGGGUCAUUCUUCAGUUAGCCAGGUGGCCAUGUCGACCACUUCCUGGAAGACCAGGAGUUAACAGCCAACCUUAAAAAAAGCCAAAAAUUACAUUGAUGCAAGUCAGCCUUAACUAUGGACUGUGCUUAAUUUUAUUAAUAAUUGCAACAUUCCCAGGGCGUGGGACUGGUAUUUUGGAAUCAAACUUUCAUAAGACUGUUUUCUGUAGGGAGACUGUUUUUGUACAACAGUCGUAACUUUUUGUCUAUUUCAUAUUGAAACAAUAGAGCAAAGGUCUUCAAGCUUGGUAAGUUUUAAGACUUGUGGACUUCCAACUCUCAGAAUUCCUGAGGUAACAUGACUAGAGGAGGAAUUCUGGGAGUUGGAAGUUCCACAAGUCUUAAAACUUGCCAAGUUUGAAUACCCCUGCAACAGAGUCUAGCUUUGGGUGUGAAAUUUUGGAUGAUGUGCUGAAUAUUCACUCCUUUGCUGUGACUGUUGCAUAACUUU